GAGGGCGCGGAGAAGAAACGGGACGCCGCGAUAGCACAGGCGAAGGCCUGCAACACAGAGGUCGCGUCUCUCCAGGCGCGACUUCAGGAGGCGGCUGCGAGCCAGAAGAAAAACAUGCGGCAGCAGGCGGCCUUGGAGAAGAAGUUGUCGGGGCAGUCCUCCGACAACAGAGUCCUGGAGGGCGACCUCAGAGACGCGGAUCGAAGAUUGGAGGAAGCACUUGCCCACCAGGUCAGUCUCCGCAGCGAGGCGGAAGAGCAGGCCAGGCAGUGCGAGAGGGAAAUGUCCGAGCGCGCCGAGUCGAACUCGAUCAUGGCCAGGCAGAUGGAACAGCAGGGCCUCGAGAUUGCGCAGCUCAUGCACCAUGUCUCGACGCUCGAAGGACAGCUCCAGGCUGCUCAAGGACGGCAGCAGCAGGACGAGGGCCGCCCAGGCGCAGGCGAGGUGGCCAACUAUGACACCGAGUUCGAGCGAGACUUGUUCCACGGGGACGAGGAGCCCGACGGUCUGUCACUCAGCCCCCUUCCGGCGGCCAGCGCCGCGGAGGACGCCCGGGCCAGGGCGCUGCGGGAUCGCCUCGAAGUGUUUGUGCAGUGCCCGCUGCCGGCGGAUGCGCGCGCCAAGCGCGUGGACGAGAAAGGGGCGGGGCACGUGACGUGCGGCCUCUGCGGGCAGGAGAAGGUCAUGCGAAACCUGCGGUUUGAUUUUUUCGACACCCACCUGGCUUCGUGUCGGAAGAAGAGCCACCGCCGCCAGGUGCCGCAGACGUCCACGCUGUCUCGCUUCCUCCAGCCGAGAGCGCGCCAGGCGGAAGGCGCCCCAGGCGACGAGGUCGUGCCUCAGCCAGCCCCCGCCGCGACGGCGCCGCCGCCGCCCGCACCGCCCGCGUGCCGCGGGCUUUACCCGCUGCGCAUCCUUCCCGACUUCGGCAGCACGGCGGAGGGGGCGAUCCGCGGCCAUCUGGCGACGGGGCGGUCAUACGAGAAAUACACUUACGAGCUCACGGUGGACGCCUACGUGCACUUCGAGAAGGCGUCCGAAGAAUGUUGCCUGGCCUCGGCCGAUGGCAUCAAAGUGCUGCGCAGUCGCAGCUGCAGCAGCGGCGGCGCGGACCGGGAUCGGGUGCUGUCGCGCGCGGUCCCCGAGCACCAUGCGGAGUGGAUGGGCGCGACGUGGCCCCAGUGCGGGCAGUGCCAGAGCGAGUGCGACGUCUUCUUCAAGAAGGCCAUCCACUGCUCCCCCAGAGGGUGCCCGCACUGGCGCGAAGAGCCGCUCACGGACUUGAUCAACGAGUGCAAGGAGCGCCUAUCGUUCUUCUCCACUGCGGGGAAGAUCGCCGCGGCGCUCCCCGCGGGAACUCAGCGGGACGCGGCCGAGUUCUUGAGGAAGAUUUCCGCGAUCGCCCUUCACAAUUCAGGCGUGCUGAAGGACGAGGCGGUGUUCGGGGCGAUGCAGGCCUGGAUGCGCCGCCAGACAUUGAAGCACGGCGCCAAGGGCAACGGCAUUCGGUACACCCCCGGCGCGAAGGACUUCAUCUUGGGCUCCAACCUGGCGUGCCCUCGCAGCAAGCGUUUCAACGACGCCGCCCUCUUCAAGUUCACGACUGCGUCGACCCGCGCGCUGCGACAGUGGCGCGCUGCCGAGCGCCAGGCAGGCGACGAAUCCUGCUUACUGGACUGCAGGAGGACGUCCGUGAUUGAGCGCAUCAGGGCAACGGCCCCUUCGCCCCCUCCCAGGGGCGCGGCGGCGGCCCACGUUCCCGUCGUCGUUGUCCCCAUGGACGAGAUUGUGGCGCUCAAGACGCUCAUGCACAACAAGCGCCACAACAUAGUCGUUGGGGGUGACGCGGUCAGCAACGCGCACAUGGUGGAGUGGUCGGAGGAGGUGGACUGGCGGGGCCUCGGGGACGAGCUUGCGUCGAAGGUCAAGUUCGCCCGUGCGAACGUCGUGUCCCAGGGGGCGGCCAAGGACGCCAUCCGGCCCAUCAAGAUGAGGCCGGGGGGCGGGGCCGACGCUAGCGCCGAGAGCGCGUUCGACGAGGCGACCAUGGACGAAGUGCGCGCAGCCUUGCCAGGAUGCCACGUCCUGGCGGGCUUCACUGACGGGGCGUCGCAGGAGCAGACGUGGAUUCGCCAGACCCUCUGCGCGUACGCCGCGCGCGAGGAGACGGCCCGCCACCCCGCGCAGCACGCAGCAACCCGCCCGUACUUCGCCGGCGUCGACUUGUACCAUCUCCUGAAGGCGCUGCGCUCUGCCGCGGUGUACGGGGCCACGGUGGCGCCGUGGGGCGGGCGCGUGCUCGCGGCGCCGGUCCUCUUUUCGAUGGUCGGCGCCUCGCAGGAGGACAUCCGCGUCAGGGAUGGCUUCUCGGAUUGGCGCGUCGCCCGCCUGGAGAGGAUGGUGCCGGAUCUUCCCCGCGCGGGUGCCCCGACGCACUGGGUCGUCGGCACCAUGAUGUACUUCGGCUGCAUGUCUCUUGCCCGCGUCGCGGGGGCCAGCAAGAGCGCGGGCCUGUCCCGACGCGGAAAAAACACCAUAGCGUGUUUCGUCGCCCUCCUUUUCGUCCUGAAGCACGGGAACGUUGCCUUUCCGCACCGCUGCGCCACGCUGCCGCUGGAGUACUUCUUCGGCGUUCUCCGCACAGCGCAGACGUCGGACCAGCUCAGCGUGAACCAGAUGCUGAACUUGGUCGAGAAGACGAGGGACUUGAACGCUCUCGCCGCCAAGAACAAUUGGGCGGAGUGGUCGUGGUCAGCGGCGGGGCUCUCCCGAGUUGCGAGCACUGGCUUACCUACGGGGGGGGGCAUCACCGAUGACGACUUUGUCAGCAUAGCCUCCGAAGCCGCCGUUGUUGCGGCGUCCGUGCUGCACGCCGCCGGGUGGGAGCGCGCUGCUCUGAGCCCGUUCCUGUUCUGCUUCACUUCGUGGGGCUCUUUCGCGGCCACGCUGGAACAGGCGCUCCGUCGCGCCCGCGACCCGGCCGCCGAGGGGGGGGCCCUCGGGGAGGACGCGGAGCCGCCCCGCAAGAAGAGAAGGCGGAAGGCCGCCGCGGCCUCGGGAACGGAUCCAGUCCUUCAGGGUUCCGAUCAGGCGGCCGCCCUUCAGGCCCUUGCCGACGACGCCGUCCUCGGGCCCAUCGAGGACCGCGACGCGGGGGUCCUGGUGCCGCGAGAGGAGUCGCCAGUCAGCUGCGCGCAGCCCACCGAGGACAGCGUCGACUUGCUGAUGCGGCGGCUGGGGGCUCUGGAGCGCGUCGAGUCUCUGCCGAACCUCCAGGGCGCGCUGCGUGACUUGGGGGAGGCAGCCAAUGCUUUCCAGCCCCAGUUCAAGCACAAGGGCCUCGGCAAUCGCAGCACUCUCUUCAAGCGGCUGCAGAUGUCUUGCCUGGCGUCCGUGGAGGGGCUCGAUGGCGCGGACCGCUACGUCAACUACGAUGUGGUAUGCUUUGAUGCGAGGGCCCGCGCCUGGGGGCGGGUCGUCAGCACGUUCGAGAAGGUGCGGAACAAGUGGGUCGUGGACUUGGACGACGCGGACAAGGUGCAGGCCAUGAAGGCCAAGGCCCUGAAGGACAGGCGCCUGCUCCUCGAGUCGGUGCAUUUCAGCGCCGACACCGCCAGCGAGCCCCACGCGGUGUGGGUCACGUCCAGGGAGUACCGCGCCUGGACCGCGAGCGGGGGCGACGUGUGCAUGUUGCCGGGCACCCACGCGGUGGUUUCGGCCGUGGAGAAUGCAGAGAUGGAGUCUUGGGUUUACAGUUGCAAGAAUGCCGCGGCGCUGGCGCGGGCCGAGCUGGCGGGUGUCCCGCUGACCCAUCACCGUGCUGAGCACUUGGUUCACUUCGCGCGAAGCCUGGCCGACAUGCCGAAAAACAAGUUGCUCCUGAACGAGACGGGCUUGGGGCCGGCCGUCAUGCAGUUGAAGAAGUCGCUCCAGGGCGAAGGCGCCAACGAGGUGGCGAAGCUCGUGGGCUCUUGGAGGAGCGCCGCGAAGGACGCCAGCAGCACGUGGACCGGGCCCGUGCCGCCGAAAGGGUACCUGUGA
Prorocentrum cordatum is the source of this 4041-nucleotide messenger RNA. NCBI's taxonomy places the organism in Eukaryota, Dinophyceae, Prorocentrales, Prorocentraceae. The record is from the annotation of a GenBank genome assembly.